Molecule: messenger RNA, 4200 nt
Organism: Talaromyces stipitatus ATCC 10500
Lineage: Eukaryota; Fungi; Ascomycota; Eurotiomycetes; Eurotiales; Trichocomaceae
Product: ATP-binding cassette transporter, putative
Exons: 8
Coding region: 1-4200 (1399 amino acids)
Biological process (GO): transmembrane transport
Cellular component (GO): membrane
Molecular function (GO): ATP binding; ATP hydrolysis activity; ABC-type transporter activity
Source: RefSeq, a predicted model, not a curated record
AUGUCUUCUCAACCGAGGGAUAGCUCCCCUGGCCGAGAUCUUGAUCUGCACGGCCAUGAAAUGGAUUCUUCGACGCCGUCUGAGGGCUCUGGCGAUAAGUUGAUCAUGGAUGACAACAAUGUCGAACCUCUUCAAGAAGACAGUAAAUCAGCGGAACAAAAGACUUUGAAUGGCAGAAAUACCAAAGAGAGUAUCAGACAAUUUUUUGCAUUGCGCAAGAGUGGCAUCGAAUAUGAGACUACCGUCGUCUUCAACGACAUCUCUGUUGAGGGUAUCGGGACAGGCACACUGCCCGCACCAACGAUCCUAUCAGCAAUGAAGUCGGCUUUUGGAGUACUCAACCCUCUCCAACAUCGAUUGACAGAGCGUUCCUCUCGACCAAUUCUUAGGGCGUUCUCGGGUACCAUCGAUCCUGGAGAGAUGUUACUUGUGAUAGGAAAACCAGGCAGUGGUUGUACUACAUUUCUGAAGACGCUAUCCUAUAUGUGGGAGGAAUAUAAAGAAGUCCAAGGCGGACUUACUUUGAACGGCCAUCCCAUUCAGGAGCUACUAUCCAAACGCCCUCAAGACGUCAUUUUCUGUGCUGAAUCCGACGACCAUUUUCCUACUUUGACCGUAGCAGAGACGCUUCGCUUUGCAGUCCGAGCCAGAUGCAGGCCAGAUACAUCCCCGAAGGACAUCGACAUGAUGGUCUCUCAAUUCGCCAGGCUGGUUGGCCUUGAGCAUGUAAUAGAUACUAAAGUCGGCGAUGCGUAUAUUCGAGGCGUCAGUGGUGGGGAAAGAAGACGAGUCUCUCUGGCAGAAGCAUUAGCAACAUGUGCUCGAUUAAUUUGUUUUGAUAACCCAACCUGCGGGUUAGACUCUUCUACUGCGCUCGAAUUUAUUAAAAUGAUGAGGGAAUGGACCGAUCAAAGUCGCUGCGUCACCGCCAUGAGUGUAUACCAAGCUAGCGAUAUGGUUGUGGCAUAUUUCGACAAAGUCUUGGUGAUAAACUCGGGUCGACAGAUCUUCUACGGCAAAUUACACGAAGCAAAAUCAUAUUUUGAAGGACUUGGGUUUGAGUGCUUACCUACAACAACGAUAUCCGAUUUCCUCAAUUCGAUGUCGGCUGACCCAGACGUACGACGUGUGCAAGAAGGCAAGCAGCGCCAGGUGCCACGGACUUCGGAGGAGUUGGAGACAGCAUUUCAUGCCAGUCGAUUUUAUAAAACUUUACAAGAGUCGAUGAGUGAAGUCCAGAAGGAGAUCACCUCAAAGCCUCGAGACUUGGUCAAUACGCCUGCCUAUUCUCUGCCAGUUUACCGCCAGACCUGGUACUGCGCUUCUCGUCAAUUCCGAAUCAUUAUGAGAAACCGGAGUCUAUGGGCUGUAGAGCCAUUGGCAAUUAUUGUGCAAAGUCUUGCUUUAGGGACUCUGUUUCGAGACGAAAAGCGAGCAACCCAGUCUCUGUUCAUAUUUGCAUCUUCGUUGUUCUUCACAGUCCUGGUCCCAGCCCUACAAUCAAUGGCCGAAUUCCGAAAUGGAUUCGAACAACGGCCACUCAUCCUCAAGCAGAAGCGAUACCGGAUAUGUCGUCCUAUUUCAUAUGCGUUGGGUCUGGUUAUAACGGAUGUUGUGUGGAAAAUUGCAUCCAUCAGUUACAACAUCCCGUUGUAUUUCUUAACUGGUUUUCAACGCAAUACAGGGAACUUCUUUAUUUGGUUCCUUGUUAUUUAUAUAGAACAUCUCGCUCUGUCUAUGUUCUUCAGGUCGGUUGCCGUAUUUUCCCCAAGCAUACAUCGCGCCAUACUUCCGGUUGGUAUAUUCUUCAAUAUGUACGUGUUGUAUACGGGUUUCUACGUGCCAGAGCCUCAGAUGCAGGUGUGGCUUUCAUGGUUGAGAUAUCUCAAUCCAUUAUAUUACGCCUUCGAGUCGGUCAUGGUCAACGAAUUUCGAGAUCUGAGCUACCAUUGUAGCUCAUCUGACAUCGUGCCUUCCGGAUCAGCUUAUACAAAUAUCGACAAUCAGGUCUGCGCGGUUGUUGGCUCUCGUCCUGGUGAGCUUUCCAUCUCAGGAAUGUCAUACAUCAAAGCACCGUAUGGAUUUGAAAGGGCGCACCUCUGGAGAAAUGUCGGGAUCAAUGCUGCACUGUUUGUGUUCUUUGCUCUAUGCUCUGGAAUCGGAAUGGAAAGGUUGAGUACGCCUGCCGGUAAAUCGGCCACGGUAUUUUACAAGCAGAGUAAAUUGAGACUCAAAACCAAGUCAGACAUAGAGGGAGGAUAUCUCGGCAGAGGUGUCGCACCGGAAGGUACAGCCCCAGUCAAUCAUAACAACCAGUGCGCUGUACAAGAUAGAAGCCAUACAUUUGCAUGGAAAAAUCUGUGUCUCGAUAUUAAAUUCAAGGACGGCAACAGACGCCUACUAGACAACUUGAGUGGUUGUGUCAAGAGCGGACAACUCAAAGCUCUAAUGGGGGUCUCGGGAGCAGGAAAAACCACUCUUCUCAAUGCACUUGCUGGCCGUUCGUCAGUCGGGUCUUUGACGGGUGAACUGGCACUGAAUGGGAAAUUACUUCCUGAAUUCUUCCGCAGUAGAAUGGGUUACGUCCAGCAACAGGAUAUCCAUCUCCCUACACAAACAGUUCGUGAAGCUUUGCAAAUGACAGCGCGGUUGAGACGAAAGUCGACAGUCUCGCUAGAAGAGAAAUAUACCUAUGUCGAAAAAGUCAUUCAGUGGCUAGGUAUGGAGAACAUCGCCGAUGCCCUAAUCGGUAUCCCUGGUGUAGAAAUGGCCUCGAAACCGGAAAUACUCUUUCUGGACGAGCCCACUUCUGGUCUCGACGGGCAAUCAGCUUUUUCGAUAAUACAACUUCUCCGUGUAUUGUCAGAUUCCGGUCAGGCAAUAGUAUGUACCAUUCAUCAACCGGCUGCUGAGCUUAUUGAGAUGUUUGAUGAGUUGUGCCUUCUCAGUCGAGGGGGUAAGUUGAUUUAUGAUGGCCCAUUGGGUGUUCAUUGCCAACAGGCAACCCAAUACUUUGAGAAGCAUAGCAGAAAGUGUGGUCCAGGUGAGAAUCCAGCAGAAUUCUUCCUAGACGUGAUCGGUGCGGGUACUCGAAACGAUAUCAAAAAGGACUGGCCUAAUCUGUGGCAUCACCACAAGCAAAACAACCAUGGAGAAAAACUUCCAGAAGGGGAUGAAACUAAAAUUCAGACACGCGGUCAGAUAGCACCUUCCAAGCAGCGACAAUCACUCUACGCAGCACCCUUUCACAUCCAGCUAUGGGUCGUGCUUCAAAGAACAUGGCUAUAUUACUGGCGAGAACCGGAUUACAUUGUCUCAAAGAUAUGGCUGAACGUCGGAAACUCUCUCCUCAACGGUCUUAGCUAUCUUCAGGCAUCAAACACACAGCAAGGAGCAUACAGCCGUGUAUUCUCCGCUUUUAUGGCGCUCAUCGUCGGACCCCCUUUAGGGUUACAAGUUCAACCGCGAUUCGUGACACUGCGAGAAAUUUUCCUUCUGCAAGAAAUUUUCCUUCAUCGAGAACGCGAGAGCUUGACUUAUAACUGGUUAACCUUUGUCCUAUCGGCAUUCAUCGUCGAGCUACCUUUUACAUUCAUUACUUCUCUGGUGUACUGGCUACUAUGGUAUUUCCCCGUCGGAUAUUUCGGUUCUGCCUCGCGUGCAGGAUACAGUUUUCUCAUGUACGAGCUCUUCGGUGUCUUUGAAACAAGUCUAGCCCAGUUAUGUGCAUCUAUUAUGCCAAAUAUUGAAGCAGCCUUUGCAGCGAAUAGAUUUUUCUUCAUGUUCUACAAUACUUUAGCGGGGACAAUGUCGCCCAAAUCGGUGACCUCGUCCGGUUGGCGUUGGUACUACACUGUUUCUCCUCUCUAUUACUACAAUGAGGGCGUUGUGACGGAUAUAUUGCAUGAUCUUCCUAUUCGCUGUCAGCAAUCUGAGAUGUCGACCUUUUAUCCACCAAACGGGACGAGUUGUGGUCAGUAUGCGGCGGAUUCCUUGCAAACCGCGACAGGGUACUUGAUGAACCCGGAAAGUCUUUCGGACUGUCAAUAUUGCAAAUAUCGAGAUGGUCAAUCAUAUUAUCACCAAUACGGAUUCGACUUUGCAAAUCGCUAUUCUGACAUUGGCAUCUUCAUAGGCUUUAUUGCCUUGAACUUUACAAUGGUCAUUGUAAUGACUUAUCUACUGAAAAUUCGACGUUGA